CAGUAUUUCGCUAUAAUUUGCCAGUUUUUCGUCUCUUUUAUCAGCAAUACACCUAAUUUGUUAUCUGAGGACAUUUGUGGUCCACUUCUACCAAAUAUGGAAGCCCUUUAAGAGAAAGCUCUUUCAUUUUGUCCAGAGCCACUCGUCCAUUGGACACCAGCGAGUGUCACAAAAGGUGCGGUACGUCUCGCACAAAUAUAAUACGUCUAAUUGUUCUGUAUCAAACAGCGUUUGCUUUGAAGUGCUAUUAUAAGGAUUUGAUAACUAAUCAGUUAUUUUGUUUUCAGGAGUACAGGUACUCAGUAAUCAUUCAUUGUUAUUCCUCAAACUGGCACCGCGGUGCAAACGCGUGCAAACAAAAAUAAAAAAAGAGGCUGAACUUUGACGAAAUAUUGGGAUAUUUCCUAAGAAAGUUUGGUGUGAGUAUAGUAGACGGUCCACCGAAUUUUCGCCACCCUUCAAAAGAUGCUGAGGAAUUUUUCUUUUAAGAAAGGAUUUAUUGGAUUUAACAUAUCAGCUAUCGCUUAUAUAGAUCCAAGGAUUCUGAUCUUUCUUUUCAUUGACACCAAACAUUCUGGUCCCUAAAUGACCUCAAUCUGACUAGUCUUCUUCUCACGAGUUUACAUCAGGUUGUUUACCAUGCACUAUCGUACCUUAGCUUAAAUACACGUCAAAAUGGUUCAGUUUCCCCACAAGUAUUACACAUCACAAGGGUACCUAUCUUAAUAAAGCAAAGUAUAGUGUUCAUAAACUGUUGCUCAAACAAUUCUAUAAGAUGAUUGUAAAGUCUGGUAUCUUUGGGCUGAGGUUAGUCAGAGAAUCUGCUCAGUCGUCUUUUUUUUUCCAACGGUUUUAUACAUUCAGCAAUAAAAAAGCCAGACGGUUUUUGAAAAUGGUGAAUAUUAUACUUCAGUAGGGGCUACUAUUCAAAACACCGGUUUCAGUGGAUUAAGCAUGUUUUACAAAACGGCUUUCAUACUGAUCACAGUUUGUUAACACUAAGACUAGGUGGACAACACAAAGAUAUGACAUGUAUUAGCAAAAUAAUUUCUUUACUGAGGUCUUGAAUCGAUCAAUGAUCUCAAUAAAAACUAGAAGUCUCCACAACCCCUAUACUAAUAAUUUUAAUGUGCUCACCAUCGACUAGCCUUGAGAGGUAAUUCUCGGAGUUCUAGUGAGAAGCCAUGACCAGUAGAGUUCAGGUGUGAGGCAGUCAUCCAUCGAAGACAAUGGAAUAUGGUCACGCAGUAUCGUAAGUUGGUUGAAGUGAGACAUUAACACGACUGGAUGCCGGCUCAGUUGUCUAGAGGUUAAGCGUUUCUGUGCGGGACCAUAGGUGCUCACCGUUUAGGAGUCACACUAGGGCGAAACGGCCUUUCAGUGCUCCCAGGUUUUCAAUAAUGGUCUGACAUUGAUGGACUCAUGAUCUCAAUAAAAACUCAACAACCUCCAAAACCCAAUACUGAGGAUGUGUCAUUAUCAACCCUAGGUUCACUACAACUUUACAGAUGUGAUGCCUUAUCAAGUAUGAUUCAAACUAUAAAAUAAUGGCCUAGGACGUGCUAGUAGGUUUUGACCACCAUGAGAUAACUUCGACUACUGGUCAGAAAUGGGUUCGACUUAAAAUUGGUCGCAGUAACUUGGAUGCAACGAAUCGUUGUCUACGGUGGUUAUGACUGACUAAUUAGUUCCAUAGUAAAAUAUAUGAUUGACUUCUGUUCUGAUUUCUGGUCAUUUUAGGUUUCUGCUCAAGUUAUUGUGUCUGUCACAUGUGUUCGAUCGAUGGAUCAUAUAAGCAUAUCCGAAAAACGAAACCUUCAAUCGCUAUUCCCUAUAUUCAUCCCAAUCGUGAGCACUUAGAUGAAAGGGCAAUUUAUGGCUUCAUUAUAUAUCUUGUAUGUUUUCCUGCAUUUGUAUUGUAUGUAAUUUGGGCAUAUAUUCCACAUGAAUGGUUGAAUUUAAUUGGAAUAACAUACCUACCCAACAAACACUGGUCAGUUACUGCACCAAUCUCACUACUGAUUAUAUGUAUAUCUGGUCUUUUUGCUUAUAUUUGGAAUAAUCGUUCACUCAUGCAACCGCUUACAUCGAUUUAUCAAAUUAAAGCUCUCCCUCGUUUGCUAUAUUCAAUCAUUUCUACGGUCUUCUAUUGAAGCGAAUGAUACUCCUUUGUCGCUGCAACCAAAUAUCCUAUCUAAUAAUACUUUUAUUUCAAUGUUUUUGGAUUGACAAAUGUUGAAAAUAGAAUUUUAUAAGAAAUCACAGACUGAUGCUUGACAAUAUAUUUCCGAUUCAAUAAUAAAAUCGACGAAAGUAACAUGAAUGGAAUCAUCAGCAUCUGGAUUCAUGCCCCAAAAUGCCCUGGUACGGCCGAGAGUGGAGAGAGUCCAAGCCAAUGGUGCGCAUGGGCUCCAGUAUCCUAAAGGAACAAAUGGCGUAUGAACCAAUCGUUGGUCAUCGUCUACCAUGGGGCUGCAUCUGCUGACGUUGCUCCACUGCCUUGUGGAUUAGACCUUCAGGUCGAAGGCUCCGGGUGUGGCAACCUAAGAAAACCACCUGGUUCGGUUUGGGCACUCGGGCAGUAUCACAGCCCUCACAUAAUUCAAAUGAGAUUUGUGUGGCUCAUAUGUAUUUGGUGCCUCCUUGUACGAAUAUCUGUGUUCAAAUAAUAAUAAUAAUAAUAAUAAUAAUAAUAAUAAUAAUAAUAAUAACAAUCUGGAUUGAUUAAAGGGACAGUUAAAUCAACACAAUAUAUCAUCCAUUGAGAAAAAUCAUGGUUAGUAAUAGGGUCAGAAGUUAUGUAAAUGGUGAUGAUAACCAAAAUAAAUAUGCAAACGAUGACAGAGUGAGGGUUAAUAACAACCAGUCAAGAUCAAAGUCGACAGAACAGCGUGUUAGUCAUGUGAGGAAAAAAAUCAGAUAGCUCACAGUCAGGUUCAUGUUGAUGGUGUUGUCCAGAAGGACGAAGAAAGCUUUGCGACCAAAGAGAACUCUACAAAAAUCUUCCACUUGAACUCUAAAUCCUUACCUCAAGAUUUAUUAUAUUUUAACAAUCCUGUUAUUGUUUCAGAUUCACUUUCAAUGCAUGCUCAAAAUCCAACUGAUAGUUAUGUCACAGAUCAACAGUCUAAUUCAAACGUAUCAAAACCAGUGGAAUUAUUGAGACCAUUAUCGAUAAUCCCCCCUGUGUAUGAUUUGGAUCAUAUUUGGGUGACAAGCGAGUUGUAUUUAAAGACAAAUAAAGUUACCACCUCAAGCAUUAUUGACCAUGAUAAUAUGAAGCGUUAACAAAACAGAAAGGAUAAGAUUUUGUUUUUGUAAAUUAUUAGGUGUUGAUUGCUGUAAAUAUUUUGAAUCUUCAUUAUUGACGUUCCCUGCAAAUCAUAUCCGUAUAAAGUUUUCCGACAAUGUAAAUAUACCUUCUUAUUUAAGGCUAAGGACGUCACGUUCUUUUUGAUUGUGUUUUUCAGCUGAUGGUCAGUUUUCUUAACAGUUAAACUUCAACAAAUUAAUUGUCAUCACUGAUUUUCAUGUUAAACAACAUAUUUAGGAAACUUAUACGAAUAUUCGUCAAUAUUAGAACGGAUAUUUUGGCAAAAAUUGGGCGCCCAGUAUAGAGAAGUCAUUAUAUAUGGAAAUUAUAUUUGAAAUAAUCUCAGCGAUUGAAAUUUAAAUAAUUCCAACGUUUCGUCCAGCUAACUUGUCUGGACUUCUUCAGGGUAGAAUAAUCAAAAUCAUCAAACAAAUAUAUAGCUUUUUAACAAUCAAAACUAUACUGUGUUAAACCGUAUUUGGAUGUUGAUUUUUGUAAAAUAGGAUAACAUGAGUUAGUUUACAUGGUAAUCAUGUGGAAAAUUCAACAUGGAAAUAAUUAACUGAAUAACAAAUUGCAUAUGUGUGAGUGUGUAGAGAAUAAAAAACUCAUAUUUUCUAGCAGAAACUAAUAUUUACCUUUACAGUUCUACUUAUUAUUGACUUUGAAGACUAUGAUGCUGAAUAUCUUUAUUUUCAAAGAACAGGAAAAACACAAUCUAGUUGAAACUUACAUCCCAAUAGUUGAAAUAGCUUCCUAUUGUCAAAUGAAAAAAUGUUUGUUAGUUAAGAAAAUUCACUACAUAUAAUUAACAUUUUCAAAUGGGUAAAAAUUAUUUUUGUUUUGGUGUUGAUAAAUACUUUUAAUCAUUCUGAAUAAGCCACUGAUAUUGAUCAUUUGUAAUAAGAUUUACUAUAAUACAAUUAAUAAAUACUAA
Molecule: messenger RNA, 4250 nt
Organism: Schistosoma haematobium
Lineage: Eukaryota; Metazoa; Platyhelminthes; Trematoda; Strigeidida; Schistosomatidae
Exons: 5
Coding region: 1770-2153 (127 amino acids)
Biological process (GO): GPI anchor biosynthetic process
Molecular function (GO): phosphatidylinositol N-acetylglucosaminyltransferase activity
Source: RefSeq, a predicted model, not a curated record